This is a messenger RNA of Sarcophilus harrisii (Tasmanian devil), 1537 nucleotides long. It is a transcript of the gene LRIT2, whose product is annotated as leucine rich repeat, Ig-like and transmembrane domains 2. The transcript has 2 exons. The record is from RefSeq and is a predicted model, not a curated record. Bases 14 to 1537 code for a protein of 507 amino acids. Gene Ontology annotation, molecular function: protein binding. Lineage: Eukaryota; Metazoa; Chordata; Mammalia; Dasyuromorphia; Dasyuridae.
GUCUCUGUUGUGCAUGGAUACUUCUUUGAGAAAGAUUCUGGGAAACAUCCCCAAAGAUAUCAAGAAACUUAGGAUAGAAAACUCUCAUUUAACUGAGCUGCCUCAUGGGACCUUUUCUAACAACAGUGCCUUGGAAUUCCUUUGGCUCAACUUUAAUAACAUCACAGUGAUUCACCCAGAAGCCCUGGAGCAUCUGAGAGACUUGAGAGAGCUGAGGCUGCAAGGGAACAGGUUGUGUACAGUGCCAUGGACAGCAUUCCAAUCAACUCCAGCUCUAAACAUCCUUGAUCUCAAACACAACAGGCUCGAUAUUCUGCCCAAGCAAGCACUUCAGUAUUUGGUUAAUCUUACCUACUUAGACUUGUCCUUUAAUGAACUUAUGGUGGUGUCUGAGGAUGUCUUCAUCCAGUGGCCCAUGUAUCAGAAAAGCCAGAAACUCAUCAGCAGGGCUGAAGGCAUGUCCAACGUGGUGCUGGCUUUGCACAAUAAUCCAUGGAUGUGUGAUUGCCAUCUAAAGGGGCUGGUCCAGUUUUUCAAAUUCAUCAGGCCCCCUGUCAUCCUAAUGAACUCCUAUCUGAUGUGCCGGGGUCCUCUUUCCAAGGCAGGGCAAUUUUUCUAUGAAGUAAAGCUCAAUAGCUGCAUGAAGCCAAAGACUUCAACCCCUAAUUCUAACAUUACUGUCCAAGUGGGACUAAAUAUCAGUCUAAGCUGCCUGGCACAGGCAAGCCCCUUACCAAACAUUGUAUGGAAUUAUCCACUGAAGAAGUUGAAGGAAUUUGAUGUGUCUACCUCUCCUAUUGGGGAAGACUCCAUUCAUUCUGAGCUGGUGAUACCUUCAGCCCAUCUGACAGAUAGUGGCAACUAUACCUGUGUCGCCAGCAACUCCAUGGGCAGCAGCUCUGCCCCCAUCUCCCUUCAGGUUCAGCCUGUGCCCUCUUCCUCCUCCUCCUUGACUUCCUCGGGAGAGCACUCCUACAUUUACGUGAGGAUCACCAAGCAAACUGUUUAUGGAAUCGUGCUCGAGUGGUACGCUGCCACAGACAACCCUUCAGAGACCUGGUUCACACUCUACUUUGGAAUAUAUGAAGCUGUCAAGAAAGAAACUGUCUCUAUUGGCCCCGGGAUCAACACCUACUGGGUGAAUGACCUGCUUCCAGCCACAAAAUACGAGGCAUGUAUCAGCCUACAGAGCCAGCCACCCCGCAAGGACCAGUGCAUUGUCUUUGUGACGGGCAAUGACAUCAGUGAGCUGUACAAGAGGGAGAAAGUCAUCCAUAUUAUUGUUGUGCUUUGUGCCUUGGCCCUGGCAGUGCCUGUAGGCAUGUACGUCUGUGCCUCAGAGGCCCAUCUUGGUUGCUUGGGUCACUGUCUGGACAAUUGUCCUCCUAGGAGAAAUGGAUCAAGAUGCCCCAGCACUGUCAUUGAGAGCAGGGAGACCAUGUUCAACAACCUGACAACUGGCAUUGAGGAGGGUCUCUGUCUUGGGGAGAUCAGAGAGGAUCAGAGCCAACAAAUCCCCGACAGAGAGUCAAAAUAG